UCCAGGGUUGAAGCAGUUUACAAUUUGUAGUUAGCUGGCUAAGUAAUGCUUUGAAGUAGCAUUUGGACAAGAAGUUGUUUCAAUGGAGACUUAAUUUGAACUAGACUGUCACUAGUUCUCUCCCAUGGAACUGUCGGCGGUAAAAGAAGCUAACUAACAGUUAAUAUUUGAACAGCUUGAUUACCUUAGUAGUUUCGAAACACAAACGGUCCAAACCACCAAACACAGUAAAAAAGGAAAACAAGCAAAAGAAAAAAAAUGGCGACACCCACGUUCUAUCAUCGUCACCAACCUCAUCAACUAUCUCUUUCUCUUUCUAUUGCUCACUUCAAGCUUAAACAAAGAACCCUCCAUUUCCCCUUCAAUUCCAUGACAACAAACAAGAAGAACAAAACGACGACGAGGACUACAAGAACAACAAAGACCUGCCAUGCAAAUCCUCAAAACCACCAUGUUUCUCCUUCUUCUCCUCCUCAUUUCAGCCAUUUCUGCAUCUGGGUUCGGAUCAAUGGGCCCCAUCUCCGCCGCAUUCGGCGAGGACGGCUUCUUCUGUGCCAUUGAUGCUAGCGGCAAGCAGGAAGUUAUAUGUUGGAGCAAAAACAGCAGCUCUGCUUCUUCUUCUUCUUCUGCUACUUCAUCUACUUCAUCUUCACUAUCUUCCUCAGACUUUGCUUCUCAAGUUCCUCAAAUGGAAGCUCUCUCAGGCGGUGAAGGUUUCCUUUGUGGCAUCUUGGCAAAUACUUCUCAAGUUUUUUGCUGGAGCUUAAUGGGGUCAGGUACAGAUCUUGUUCCUUCAAAUUAUAAAACCAGGGCUUAUUCUUAUAUUGCUGCUGGAAAGAAUCAUGUUUGUGGAAUUAGAGGGGCUUAUUAUUCUGAUCAUGAAUCCGGUAUCGUUGAUUGUUGGGAAAUUGUAAGGAGUUCUAAUAAUACUUUAAGCUCAAAACAGAGUAGUCUGUUUUAUGAUCAGAGUGUUAGUAAUCUUGUUUUUAAAAAGAUUAUUUCUGGUGAAGGGUUUAGCUGUGGUGGGAUUAGAGACGGAGGGCUUGUUUGUUGGGGACCAAAUGCGGAAUUUUUAGGGGUUUCGAAUGUUUCGGAGAGUUUUUUAGCUUUAGCUUCUGCAAAAGGUUCUAUUUGUGGCAUCCUGGAUUCAUCUGGUGAGCUGAAAUGCUGGGGUAAUUCUCAUUCUUUUUCCAAUCCUCCUGUUGGUAUCCGUUUCGUGUCGUUGACAGCCGGUGCUCAUCAUUUUUGCGGGAUUCGAGAGGAUAACCAUGGGGUGGAAUGUUGGGGCAGUUUCAAUUUUUCUUCUGUUCCAAGGGGUUCUGGUUUUAUGGCAUUUGCUUCAUCUGACUACACUACGUGUGGCAUUAGGGAAGAUGAUCUGGUUUUGGAUUGUUGGUCCGGAAAUGCCUCCUUGCCACCUGAUUAUAAUCCUCCGCUGGAAUUGUGCAGCCCUGGUCUUUGUCAACCUGCUUCCUGCGGUGAAGCGGAGUUUGCUUUUAAUGCAAGUAUUCUAAAUGAGCCAGAUUUGACUAGCUUGUGUGUUAGGAAAGAUUUACAGAUUUGUUCAUUUUGUGGAUCAAAUUGCUCUGAAGGCUUCUUCUUGUCUAGUUCAUGCACUAGGAAUGCUGAUAGAAUAUGCACAGCUUGCUCUCUUUGCCAAAACAGUUCUUGUCGUGAUGUAUGUGGGCUCCAAUCAUCUCUGGAGAAGCACUGGCAUCACUUGCUUAGGCUAGUGAUUAUAAUUGGUUCUUGUGCUUCAGGUUUUCUGCUGGUAUUACUUAGCUGGUGUUUCUUUCCACGUGUAUUUACUACUAAAAGGGAAGAAGGGACAAAAAAACAGUUUAAGUCUUGCAUAGGCAAACCAGAGUUGGAUGCUGAUACUACUGCUGAUUCAUUCCCUCCACUUUCUAUCACUCCUUUUCCCGGGACAGCUCAAAUUUUCAGACUUUCAGAGUUGAAAGAUGCCACUAAUGGGUUCAAGGAGUUCAAUGAGCUUGGUAGAGGAAGUUAUGGUUUUGUUUACAAGGCCGUGCUAGCAGAUGGGAGGCAAGUUGCUGUCAAGAGGGCAAAUGCUGCCACAAUAAUCCACGGUAACAAUCGUGAUUUUGAGAUGGAACUUGAAAUCCUUUGCAAUGUGAGACAUUGCAAUAUUGUGAAUUUGAUAGGUUACUGUUCAGAGAUGGGGGAGAGGCUGCUUGUUUAUGAAUAUAUGCCCCAUGGUACACUGCAUGACCACCUUCAUGGAGGGCUUUGUCCUCUGAGUUGGAGCCUUCGUUUGAAGAUUGCGUUGCAGACUGCAAGGGGACUUGAGUACCUUCACAAGGAAGUUGUGCCUCCAAUUGUCCACCGGCAUGUCAAGACUUCAAACAUUCUUUUGGAUUCAGAGUGGGGAGCACGAAUUGCAGAUUUUGGACUUCUUACAUCAAUUGAGAGGGAUCUUGAUCUUAGUGGAGACAUGAAGAGUGAUGUCUACAGCUUUGGGAUUGUGUUAUUGGAGAUUCUCAGUGGAAGGAAAGCUUUUGACAGAGAUUAUACACCUCCAAGUAUAAUUGACUGGGCACUGCCCUUAAUUAAACAGGGUAAAGCAGCUGCCAUAAUUGAUCGUUUUGUCACUCUUCCAAGGAAUGUUGAGCCUUUGCUUAAAUUGGCUGAUGUAGCUGAGUUGGCUGUCAGAGAAGAUCCUAGUGAGCGUCCUACUAUGUCAGAUUCGGUAAAUUUGUUGCAGCAAAUUGUGAAGGAUGGACUGGUCUUUUGAUCUUCAAUUUGACUCCCCAAGUUUUGAGCAAAUCCUAUGAACAGAUUAGCAAAACACUUGUGACAGCUUGUUAAUUGAGUAUAGCUAUUUUGGCAACUGUAAAUUUAUAAUCAACUUCUUGUAAAUGAGAAUGAGAUGCAAUGCAUUACUUAAUAUCCACGAAGUGAAUAAGGUUCAUUUUUUUUCAACUCUA
Messenger RNA from Theobroma cacao (cacao), 2948 nucleotides. It is a transcript of the gene CCR1, whose product is annotated as CRINKLY4 related 1. Gene Ontology annotation, biological process: protein phosphorylation. Gene Ontology annotation, molecular function: ATP binding; protein kinase activity. NCBI's taxonomy places the organism in Eukaryota, Viridiplantae, Streptophyta, Magnoliopsida, Malvales, Malvaceae. The record is from RefSeq and is a predicted model, not a curated record.